Molecule: messenger RNA, 660 nt
Organism: Pseudocercospora fijiensis CIRAD86
Lineage: Eukaryota; Fungi; Ascomycota; Dothideomycetes; Mycosphaerellales; Mycosphaerellaceae
Exons: 2
Coding region: 1-660 (219 amino acids)
Biological process (GO): Mo-molybdopterin cofactor biosynthetic process
Cellular component (GO): cytosol
Molecular function (GO): molybdopterin synthase activity
Source: RefSeq, a predicted model, not a curated record
AUGCCGUUGUUCGAGAGGGAGUCGGCCACUGCCUUUGCGCGCGAGCUGAGCAGACAGGACGAGCCAAAUGCAUAUGUGAGCUUGACGUAUGAUGCGCUCGACGCAACGGCGCAGAUGGCUAGAGUCAAGAGUGCCAAGGCAGGAGCGGUCGUCUUGUUUGCAGGUACUACCCGCGACUCGUUCGACGCAAAGCCCGUAACCCAUCUUUCCUACUGUGCCUACACUCCUCUUGCCCUCAAGACCUUAUCUCACAUAGCUCGCACUCUACUCCAAAAGCACUCCCUGACCUCUAUCGCUAUCACCCACCGCCUUGGACCUGUGCAAAUUGGAGAAGAAAGCAUUCUGAUCGCAGUUUCGUCACCCCACCGUCAGGCAGCGUGGAAAGCUGGAGAAGAGUGCCUGGAAGAAGUGAAGAAGAAGGUCGAAAUUUGGAAGGAGGAGUGGUUCGAGGAUGGCGGCAUGUGGAGGAGUAAUCGAGAUGCGGAGGCAGGUGUGCCGGUUAAGCCUGUACAGAGAGAGACGAUGGGGAGUGGGAGUUCAUCUUCGAGAAAAGGGAGGGAGGUAGAUGGUCCGAGUAGCGGGAGGAGACCAAGUCAAGCUGAGGGAAGCGGCAGGAGGCCGAGUGAGGGGAAAAGAAGAACUAGCGAGGUGAAAAGGUAA